AUGGUUAUUUUUCCAAAGCCUAGAACCAGAGGCAAAGUUAUAUCCAUUAUUAGAUUGCCUUGCAUAUCAUUUUCAAUUAGUCUUCGAAUCGAACUAGAGAUAAACGCCACCAAAACCGCCGUUGCAGCAUCCAAGUCAUCUACCGCAUCCAAGCCAUUUGCCGAAAGCAUUUGCAGUGGUUUAUCUGAGCUAGCAGAGCGGUAUAAGUGCAUGUGUGAUCAAUUAAGUUCAUCUACCACGCGAGAUUUGAUCUCUAGCGAUCAAGACAAGAAAUGGGUAGAGGAGUUAAUCGACGUAUCUUUGAAUUUAUUAGAUGUUUGUGGCAACACAUGGGAUAUGGUUACACUAUUCAAAGAGCAGGUUAGAGAUCUUCACUGUGCCCUGCGAAGGAGAAAGUGCGAAAAUGGAAGCAUGAAAUAUAAAUGCUUCAGAAAGACGAUGAAGAAAGAUGUUGAAAUGUUGGUGGCGCGUUUGAAACAAGUUAAUAACAUGGUGAUUGAUUCAGAUAACAAUCAAGUUGCAGCAGAAGUAAAAGGAGUUAUUGAAAAGACUGUUAUCAUUUUCGAAUCAUUGCUUUUGUACUUAUCUACGCCGACUUCAAAGCCAAGCAUAUGGUCAAGUGUGGUAUCAAAGUUGAUCCACAAGGGAAAGGUGGCAUGUGAAGAUCAAACACAAGAGGAGAAGAUGCAAUUUGCAAAAUCUGGAUUGGAAAAAGAGGAAACUCUGCUUGAUAGCAUGGAAACCAGAUUGGAGUGCAUAUUUCGGUGCUUGAUUCGAACCAGGGCUUCUCUCUUAAACAUCAUCUCACUGCAUUGGAACUCCUGAAU
Messenger RNA from Helianthus annuus (common sunflower), 827 nucleotides. RefSeq lists its product as uncharacterized. The record is from RefSeq and is a predicted model, not a curated record. Gene Ontology annotation, biological process: shoot system development; root development. The coding region runs from base 1 to 825 and encodes 274 amino acids. The transcript has a single exon. NCBI's taxonomy places the organism in Eukaryota, Viridiplantae, Streptophyta, Magnoliopsida, Asterales, Asteraceae.